UAGAAAACCAAACAAAUACCCGCCAAAACCCAGCAAAGAGAAAUGUUGAUGCGAGACGAAAUGAAGAGAACACGGCGAUGCAAACAAGUCACCGCCAAAUCCUCCAAGAGUCCAAUUCCAGCCAACCGAAUCAGGGAUGAGGACGACGACGAAGCUUGGCCGAGUCAACCUUCCGAGUCAUUGACCGUUACGGUGGUCAAACCCAAGAAGUCCAAAUCUCAACUCCAAACCAAACCCGGCUCAAUCCCAGACAAUCCACCCAAAGAAAUGACGAUCUUGCCCUUCACUUUCUUCCAAAUUGACGCCCUAGACCUCGCCCCACGUUUGCUCGGCAAGUUUCUCAGGCGUGACGAUGUUGUUCUUCAGAUUACCGAGGUAGAAGCUUAUAGGCAAAAUGACUCGGCUUGUCAUGGUCGAUUUGGCGUAACUGCAAGAACAGCCCCCGUUUUUGGGCCUGGAGGAAAUGCAUAUGUUUAUCUUUGCUAUGGCCUUCAUACAAUGCUGAAUGUUGUUGCUGACAAGGAGGGAGUUGGAGCUGCCGUCCUAAUACGUUCUUGUGCUCCAGUUAGUGGACUGAAGACCAUUCAGCAGCGUCGAGGUCAGAAGACUGAUAAGCCUGUGCUACUUAAUGGACCUGGAAAGAUCGGUCAAGCACUGGGACUUUCUACAGAAUGGUCUAACCAUCCCCUAUAUACUCCUGGUGGUCUGGAGAUCUUAGACGGUCCAGAGCCUGAACAGAUGUUGAUUGGUCCCCGUGUGGGCAUCGAGUAUGCUUUACCUGAGCAUGUCAAUGCAUUGUGGAGAUUUGCAGUUGCAGGCACCUCUUGGAUAAGUGCUCCUAAAAACACUCUCAGGCCACCCUGAUUUUGGAUUAUAUAUCCAGCAGGGAAUUCCACAAAAGGAAUUUGAGGACCAAGAAAAGAAAUGUUUCAUGAAAUUGUAUAAAAUGUAGAUAUGCUUGUGGUCUCUCCUAAUCCUUUUUUCCUUUGCAUUCUCUGUACAAAACCAUCAACUGUAAGUCAUCAAUCUGUCCCUGCUUUGAUAUAUUUGUGGUUUUUUAAUAUAAAUUUUAUCAAUAGUAUUUUGCCUCUAUUUA
Prunus dulcis (almond) is the source of this 1096-nucleotide messenger RNA. RefSeq names its product DNA-3-methyladenine glycosylase. The transcript is spliced from 6 exons. Gene Ontology annotation, biological process: base-excision repair. The record is from RefSeq and is a predicted model, not a curated record. Gene Ontology annotation, molecular function: alkylbase DNA N-glycosylase activity; DNA binding. Bases 43 to 864 code for a protein of 273 amino acids. Lineage: Eukaryota; Viridiplantae; Streptophyta; Magnoliopsida; Rosales; Rosaceae.